This is a messenger RNA of Saprolegnia parasitica CBS 223.65, 714 nucleotides long. RefSeq lists its product as hypothetical. The record is from RefSeq and is a predicted model, not a curated record. Lineage: Eukaryota; Oomycota; Saprolegniomycetes; Saprolegniales; Saprolegniaceae. The coding region runs from base 1 to 714 and encodes 237 amino acids. The transcript has 5 exons.
AUGCUAGUGCGCUCCAUCGUCAAGACUGCGGGCUGGCUCGGCGGGCCGCUGCUCCAAGCCUGCCUGCUCAUGAGCUGCGCCGGCUACCUCACGCUCAACUACGUCGGGUCGAUCGCCGCCUUUAGCCUCAAGGACUUUGCCUUUGUCGGCGUCGUCGGCGCCUCUGUCUUGAUCCAUCGGCUCCGCCUCAAGUCGUACAUCGAGCACGACCCGACCGUGCGUCUCCUCGAGACAACCACGCCUGCCCACGAUCUCGACUCGCUUGAGUACUACCAAGGCGCCCGUGUGCGCUUGGGCGAAGACGAAGUCAUCGCCGUCCUCUUCUUCGGCACGUGGUGCAAGUCGUCGCGCAUUGCGCUGCGCGAGUUCCAGAAGGUAUUCGAUCAGUACGGCGGCGCAGUCAAGUUCGUGGCGGUCACGCAGGAGGACAAGACCGAGCUGGACAACUACGGGGCCCAUGGCACGAAGGCGAGCUAUUACACGCCGCUGGCAGAUUUUCGGUUUGGGAUUGCGACCGAGACGGGCGCGCUCACCAAGGGCUACCAGCUUGCCCACGGAAUCUCGACCGUGCCUCACGUGUACUUGAUUGGGCGCGACGACACGAUCUUCUGGCACGGCCACCCGCUGGGCAAAUUUGAGGCAAGCCGCGAAACCGCAGACGCGACCCGCCGGACGCUGGCCUAUAACUUUGCGGCGAAAGAGAAGGCGGCCUAG